Molecule: messenger RNA, 5277 nt
Organism: Macrosteles quadrilineatus (aster leafhopper)
Lineage: Eukaryota; Metazoa; Arthropoda; Insecta; Hemiptera; Cicadellidae
Product: regulating synaptic membrane exocytosis protein 2-like
Exons: 23
Coding region: 133-4047 (1304 amino acids)
Biological process (GO): intracellular protein transport; positive regulation of synaptic transmission; regulation of membrane potential
Cellular component (GO): presynaptic membrane; cytoskeleton of presynaptic active zone
Molecular function (GO): transmembrane transporter binding; small GTPase binding
Source: RefSeq, a predicted model, not a curated record
UUGGCCGACACAGUCGCAGUCCAGCUCGUCGGUGAAUGGGUCCGUGUCGGUGGCGAAAUGUCCGCGGGUUUUCGCUGUUGCGGUUGACGUUAGCGGUCGCGCGAUGAUGUAGCGAGAUGCCUAGGGCUCGCCAUGUGUCACGGCGAUUGUGUGCCGACCGCGUGUAGUGCCGUAGACCGUGCUACGAUGGCCUCGGACCCAGCGCUGCCCGACUUGUCGCACCUCACACCCGAGGAAAGGCAGAUCAUCGAGAACGUUAUGCUGCGGCAGAAACAGGAGGAGGAGCGCGAGCUGGAGAUCAUGAGGCGGAAGCAGGACGAAGUAGAAGUCCUGGAGGAGACGAUCCGGCAGCGUUCUGAGCAACAGAAGAAGGCGGGGGUUGAGCUAGACGCUACUUGUCACAUCUGCCUCAAGACCAAGUUCGCGGACGGCGUCGGUCACAUGUGCAACUACUGCAACAUCCGAUGCUGUGCAAGAUGUGGCGGCAAAGUCACUCUGCGCUCCAACAAGGUGAUCUGGGUGUGCAUCCUCUGCCGCAAGAAGCAAGAGCUGUUGAGCAAGACGGGUCAGUGGAUCAACAAGGGAAUGUCAGCUGGCGACCCGAUCAUGCGACGUAUCGAGGCGGAUCUGCAGCAACAAGACAAGCGGCCCAAGCUGGAGCGAGCGCACUCUGCCGCGGAGAAGGAGAACCAACCGUUGCUGCAGCGGUCUGGCUCGCAGCUGAGGCGACAAUACAGUCAGCAGGACGCCAGCCGCGAGGAAGAGGCGCGAUACUACCGCGGAGAACUAGAGGGUCUGAUGAGAUCACACCAGUACGCGACGAUGACGGGCGGCCGCGGAGAGUUGAGGAACGACUCGCUCAGCUCCGAGCAAUCUUCCAGCAUGGACUGUGCGCCCGCGCCCGCUAGUCGCGGCGGAGCCAUCACCGUGCUGGUAACCGGCAAGAAACACAAGAGGACCGGGUCCGCGAAAAAACAAUCCGGGAGUGGAAGUGGGAGUGCGCGCGGGUACCAUCAGACGCCGCAACCGCCCCAGAGAUCGUUCUCUAGCUCGGACGACGAACUGAGGUCCACCCCCGACUGUACGAGCUGCGAGGAACACGACAGUGAGAAAGUCGUCAACGGGUGGCACCCAAGGGACACCCCUCGGGAGGUCAAAGUCACCCUUAUCGACACCCGAAGACGCAAGAAGACAGUCAGGUUCGACGGUCCUCAAACCAAGGACUCGGGCAUUGACACAUCCAGCACGUUCACAUCCAGUGAGGAUUCGAACAGCGCGCCCAAGCAUCCGUUGUCAUGGCAAAUAUCCAAGGACAAUACUCGAAUGACGGGUCACAUGAUCCUGAAGAAGACCCAGCGUGCAGAUGGUGGAGGGCCGUCCUCUUCCACGAGUAUCUUAGGACUGAAGGUGGUGGGAGGACAACUUCUACCAGGGGGCGGCCGGGGUGCAAUAAUUGAGAAGGUCAAGAAAGGCAGCACGGCGGACAAAGAGGGGCAGCUCAGGCCAGGUGACGAGGUUGUCGAGUGGAACGGGCGAUCGUUGCAAGGCAAGAGCUACCAGGAAGUUACUGACAUUAUUGCCGAGUCCAAGCAAGAGCCGCAGGUGGAGCUGAUAGUGACUCGGCUGCUGCCCAACAGACGUGGCCGCGGCCAAUAUCCCCCCUCCCCCACCACCUCCCACAAAGACACCUACGAAGGCGGAGGUCGCAAAGACAAGCCGAGUGUGUUGGUCACUUCCCCCGGGUCACCGGAGCUACAUGCCUCCUCCAGGUCACACCGCAUGCCUGCCUUCACCAACAGCAGCGUCGGCGGCCGCAUACAGGUGAAGCUGUGGUUUGACUCGGGUGCGCUACAGCUGGUAGUGACACUAGUGUGUGCGGCUGGUCUGAUGCCCCGGAGUAACGGACAGCCUCGCAACCCCUACGCCAAACUCUUCCUCCUACCUGAUAGAAGUGAAAAAUCUAAAAGAAGAACAAAAACAUUAGCAAAUACAAACGACCCAAAGUGGAAUCAGAGUUUUGUCUACUCGUCGAUCAGAAGAGCGGAUUUGAAACUCAGAAUAGUAGAGAUCACGGUGUGGGACUAUGUGCACUAUGGGACCAACCAUUUCCUGGGAGAGGUUAUGGUAGAACUGAGUGUGGCACUUCUGGACAACGAACCUGAGUGGUUUCAUCUUAGUCCACACGAAGAAGUUCUAAUACCACAUGCGGUUGAGGAUGUUGACAUUGCUCUGACGCCCACUGACCACCUGUCGCCACCGAGCACGACGUCACGCCUCUCGGACUCCGACCCCUCUGACCUGGACGACACACGGGAGAGGAGAGUAGCGGACGGAGCCUCUGUCAGCAGUCUCGGUAGCUCUGCCAGCCCUCCUCCUGACGUAGAGAUGGCAGAGAGACAUCGGUCACGUCGAGACAUGUCGCCGCAAGGGAGAAAACGAGCCACCGUCGUUCAAGUUAAACCUCACACACUCCCCUACGACUCACAAAGAAGAGGAGGCAGCAGUCAGAGAUCCCACUCUGCUGCACCUCCUCUCGAAGGUCGGUCUCGCUCUAAGAGUCCUCACCGCAGCCUAUCACCUCCUGAGUAUCGAGUAUACCAGCCGAAUGUAGUGCUUCCAUCCCACGCGUAUGUGCCUCGCUUUUCCUCCAGAUCAGCCACCGCUACCCCGAUGACGUCUCCCAAGAAACGUCAACUGCCUCAGAUACCCCACACAGCAAUGCUCAGAGAAGCUCUCCGCGAGAGAGUCACACAGGACAUGGAGGAGCGAGCACAUCUCAUGAAGCAGAGAAUGAGGCAGAUGCAGUCUAGAGGGUCAGCGGGAUACACAGGGAGCAUGUCGAGGCACUUCACCGGCCUGUCUGACAGCGACCUGCCGUCGUCUGACAUGGACAGGCCGUGGGGUGGCCACAUCCCCGGCCGCACGAUGACGUCACUGGACAAGGAUAUCAUCGGGACGACGGACCUGGGCGACAGCGACCUUGAGAGUGUCGUCAGCAUCACUAGCAGUGCCUUCUCUACACAGAGCGAGCGACCUCGCGGCUCACGGGGCUUCAGCGACUACGGAGAGCGAUCUCACACGACGGUACAGCCGCCACCACAAGGGGGACACAACAAGAGGCCGCCGUUCUCUAGAAGUCUCUCGAACGCGGACGUCCAACCAGACGAACGUGGUGACGGAAGUCUAAGUGACACAGCCGUCAGUCAUCAUCACCAUAUCAACGGGUCUCGCCGCAAAGCAGCGUCGGGCAGCGGCUCUGGCACGACGAGCGGCAAACAGUCGCACAGUCAAGGCAUGGGCAAGAAGAGCAACUCUACCAGCCAACUGUCGGCCACAGGCCGCAAACGUAGGUUAGGUUUCGGAACAAAAGGCAAAUCGUCGUUCACCGUUCAUCGGUCCGAAGAGGUGCUGCCCGACGAAGUGCGACAUUUGAUCAAGCAGGGUUCAUCUGUGUCGAGCGACGGGGAGGGCUCGCAGGACGGAGACAGUUGGGCGCCAUCACUCAAAGGUUCAGACGGAGGUCCUCUGUCGGACUUUAUCGAGGGGCUAGGCCCUGGACAGCUGGUGGGCCGGCAAGUCCUGGGGGCUCCGUCCUUGGGCGACAUUCAGCUCAGCAUGUGCUACCAGAAGGGAUAUCUGGAGGUGGAGGUGAUACGAGCGCGAGGGCUGCAAUCCAGACAGGGCUCUAAAGUGUUACCAGCGCCUUAUGUGAAAGUGUACCUUGUAAGUGGGAAGAAAUGUUUGGCGAAAGCGAAAACAGCGACAGCCAGACGAACUUUGGAUCCUCUUUACCAGCAAACACUCACCUUCAGGGAACCUUUUCAAGGCUGCAUACUGCAGGUUACAGUGUGGGGCGACUAUGGCCGUAUUGAAGGCAAGAAAGUGUUCAUGGGAGUCGCCCAAAUCAUGCUCGACGACCUCAACUUAUCAAAUAUUGUGAUCGGCUGGUACAAAUUGUUUGGGACCACAUCCUUGGUUAGUGGGCCCCCUUCGCUGGGCCUCUCUCGACGCAGCUCCCUUGCUAGUCUUGACUCCAUUAAGUUAUAGUCCUCCCCACCCUUGUAGAUAACUCCUCCGUUUUACGUUCUCUUUUAGUUUUUCCUAUGAUUUUCUCCGUUUACUUUUCAUCUUCCACACUUUCCUGGUCCGUGGCAAUAAAGUAGUGACGAGUGAAAAGUUUUGAAUUGCUCCUUUAAAAUUGUCAGCUUAAGACGAGAUUUAUAGUUUGCGAUCGAGCUUUUGUAUUAACGAGAUUUAAAAUAUUAAAAUAUAAAUAAUCGCUACAUCCCUAGAUAUGAGUUUUCAGAAAAACUGUAUUUGUACAAAAAGGGAUAUAUUCGAACCUGCAGUGCUUCUUGACUACUUUAUAGUCAGUCCUGUCCUACAUAUCAUGUGAAUGAAAAUAUUUUUCACUUUUCUACUUUUUUCUUAGCUUUAGUUUGUCUGUUUAGUUGUAGACCAUCACCGGGCUUCUUCAGCUGACCUAGUGAGUGUUUCGCUUACGUGUGACUCCAAAGAACGUUAGUGUGGUGCUAUAAGUGCGUUUGUUGGUUUGUGGCGGUCAAUGCUCAUUUUUUUACAUUUGACAAAUAUAAUUUAAAAUUUCUAUUACCAUUUUACCUUUAGGUAAAAUAUAUAAAUAUAUAUAUAUAAGUAAAUAUAUAUAUAUGAAAUUAUACUACGAGAUUCAGCAGCACACGGUGUCUCGUCACGUUGUACAGAUAGGUUCUAAGUUAUAAGCGAUGUUGUGUACCAUUCUGUUCCAUGUUCUAUGCGAUAUUGUCGUGGGAUGUUGUAGACGAGGCCAUUUACUCCCCUAAGGUGGAGCGCUUGUUGAAAGUUGUAUGAUUUUUGUGCUUUCUUUCUUGUCUUAUCGAGCUUGAUGAUUUUAGCUCACUCUGGCGGAGCAGGUAUUUUUUGUAGGCUUCCCUCCGACUCUUGUUAUCCGUACGAAGUUAAGUCAAAGUAGAAUAUAGACUAGCUACUUAUGUAAAACAUGUGCAAAUUUUUAAGGACAUUUUUAUACGCUAUGUUAAGUUGUAUUUGGAAUUGUACAAAUUUAUGAAAUAAUAAUUGUACAUAUUUCUGUUUAUCAAGCCGAUCUGUUUGUAUCGUAAUAUUUUCUUUAUUAGUAGCACAACAAUUUAUUUGUGAGAUUGACAUACGACCUGACAGAUUAAAGCUAUUUAUUACAGAUAGAUUUCAGUGCUGGUAACGUUAAUGGUUUGUUUGAAAAGCUUUAAAUAAAUCUACCACAAAGUACUAUGAAAAAUAAUU